This is a messenger RNA of Clonostachys byssicola, 1587 nucleotides long. Lineage: Eukaryota; Fungi; Ascomycota; Sordariomycetes; Hypocreales; Bionectriaceae. The record is from the annotation of a GenBank genome assembly.
AUGCCCGGAAAGAGGAGUGCCGGGUCACAAAUUUGUCGGAUCUCUAUUGCAGCUAUGAAGAUUCCUGAGGACCUCACAGCAUUGCAAAAUAAUGCUUACUCGAGAAAUGCACUAAGUCUAGUGCAGCUGCUCAGCCAAGUGAAAUGGCAGAUACUGGGCGUCCUAUUGAUCACCUUCAUUACCUACCACUACAUCACCAACAGACCGCCUCGCGUCCCCCUUGUUCUCGAGAAAGAAAUCUCAAACAAGCUCGAACGUCAAUCUGCCUACUUCUUCAAUACCUUCAAUGUUCUUCAGAAAGGCUACAGGGAAUUCGGCGACAGGAUUUGGGGCGUCGACACGAACCAAGGGCUGCGACUUGUCUUGCCGUUGCGUUACCUAGAUGAGUUGAAAAGCCAUCCUGCGAUCAAUUUCGCCGACUCAAUUAGUCGCCAUGCAUUGAUUGAGCACACUGGCCUUGGGGGACCCCCGGCAGCAGCUGUACACAUCUUCAAGGCGAAGCUCAACCCUACCUCGUCAGAGUACCUGUCGAUUUUCCACGACAUCAUCAAACGUGAACUGCCACUCGCCUUUCCGCAAAAUGAAGACUGGACCGAGACGCAUGUUUUCGAACGAAUGCUUCGCAUUGUGAGUGUCAUGUCUGCAAGAGCGUUCUACAGCACCGAAGGGAGCAAGGACGAGCACUGGCUGGAGCUUUCACAAGCAUACGUUUCGACUAUCCUCGAUUACCUUCAAAAGCUGAAGCGGUGGCCCGAGUUUUCACUUCCUAUUGUCAAAUUCUUUUUGCCUGAGAGGGCAAGGGUGAUUCAACAAUGGAACAAAGCUCACGCCCAUCUUUCGAAGACCCUCGAAGCAAAGGCCGGCGGCAAGCAAGACAGUCCACCAUCACUGCUUGACCAUCUUAUAAACGGCAGAAAAGUAACUGUGGACGAGAUGAUUCAUACGCAAAUGGCGUUCGUGGUGGCUGGAAUCCAUACGACUGCGGCGGGGCUCACCCAGUUCUUGUAUGAUCUUGCUGUACGCUCGGAGGAUAUUCUCGAACUGCGAGAGGAAAUCCGACAAGUCUGUGCGGGCUGCGAGGGGGCCUUUACGAAGAAGUCCCUCGGCGAGCUGAAGAAGCUGGACAGCUGGAUGAGAGAAAGCCAGAGGCUGUGUCUCUCGGUGUCCACCACUUUCCAGCGCAUUGCAACAAAGCGAUUCCGUCUCUCGGAAGGUCUGUAUAUUCCCAAAGGUACCCGAUUGGAGAUCGCAGCCGCAUGCGUCCAUGUCGACGAGGCAUUCUACGAGAACCCGGAAGUUUUCGACGGGCAGCGUUCCUUCAAAUUACGACAGGGAGAAUCGCAGGCAAUGAAGCAUCAGUACAUCAGCACCGGUAAGACCGAUCUCCGAUGGGGUUACGGCAGGCACGCGUGUCCGGGAAGGUUUCUAGCGGAUGCCGAGAUGAAGAUGCUGCUGUCGGAGCUGUUGCUCCACUUCGAUAUCAAAAAUCCCGAGGGGCAGGGAAGACAUGCGAACAUUACCUUUGACAAUAAUGUUAUGCCCGACCCUACAAAGACCGUCAUGGUGAAGUCGGUGAAGGGGUGGUAG